UUUUAUUGUCGAUCGUUCUCUAACUUGAAAUCUAAGGAUCUUAAGAUGGGAUCAAGUAUCUUGAAAAUCACUGCUUUUACAUCAAAUUGCCAUUCCUUUUAUCAAUGCGAUUCCCACAAUGAACGUUUACGAUCGUUCUAUAAAUCUCAUCGUACAAUACCGAUGUCUUUUGUUGAGUUAUUUUUCUCCUGAGAGACGUAGGGUUCGUAUUCAUAACGAGUUGAGUGAUUAAAAAUGCGAAAAAAGUAUUAAACACUGCAACCCAUCGUCAGUUACGCAGGACUCACGCAAACAAGCACACAAAACGAAUCUCGCGAAGAAUCUUUACUAUUGAAAGGUUGGCUCAUACAAUUGUUCGUCCGCUGCAUCAUAUUAUGAGAGAAGUCUUAUCAAUCCUGCUGGUAUUUCCCUGCGGGAUCAAUACUUCAGUUAUCAGUUUAAGGCACUAGUCAUUCAGUGUAGUGACCAGACGUGACUGGCUUGGUAUAUUUUUACUCAGUAGUAACCGUUCGAUCGGUCAUAGAAUCCUUUCACGAACCAUGUGCAUUUUUCGAAAUACCGGAACUUCCUUCGCAAUUGGACUUUUAGUGUUUGCGUUAGUGGCAACACUACCGCAAGAGAGCCACUCUCAGCGCAGUCAACCGGGUGUGCGGAAGUGUACGAUGGCAGCGGAUGAGGUGGACUCCUUAGUCAACCUGCUGGAGGAUAUGGAGCUUGACCCAACGUCAGAGGAAUCAGAAGAGUCGGAAUCCGAGGAAACGGCGGUACUUCCGGCAUCGAAUCCAACCUGCACGGCGCAAUUGGCACGUAUGCGUAAUUCCGUACGCCGACUGCAGGAAAGCUACCAGCGACUAAAGUUCCACAUUAACGAUAAUGUUUGGGAGUAUCGGACACGGAAAAAUAGCUAUGAACAGCAAAAGCGAGAUUUGACGCAGAAACUUGAACAGCUAGCCGGGCAAGUGAGUGCUCAGAAUCGUUCUGCGUUAAGUGUUCUACGUCGUAAAAUAAAGAACGCUGAGCAGCAACUGGCGAGUAGCGUGAAGGAGCUUGAGAAGCAACGGCAGGAAAACGAAAACUUGCUGAUCUCGCUGGUGGCGGAUAAAAUCACUGCUGGUAAACUACCGGAAGCGCACAACAAGUUGGAGCAACUUGUAAUUUACAGCAACGAACCAUACCCGGCGAUCGUACAGAAGGUUUUCCAGGGGAACCCGCAUCAAGCUGCCGAGCUGUUGAUUGAGUUUCUGAAACGAGUCGAUUUUCAGUACCGUCCGAUCGGUGGCUACGAGGCACUGGUGGAUACGAUGAUCGAUCGGCAGACACUCCGUGGAAGAAACGCAAUCGAACUAUUGAAACACAUCCAAAGCCUUGUCCUGGCCCGUCUAGGUCAGCAACAUGAGCGGGCCGUGGCCCUUCUGAAGAAGUUCCGUAUGAAUGCAUCCUAAAAAAUAAACAGCUAUCCACCGAUCGCUAGUUUUGUUUCGAAUUCUUUGUCAAUAGUCGAAAUAAAGUGCUCGGAUUGCUCCCAAGGAUAAUCCGAGAGCGGUAACAACUUUUUCUUUUUCGUA
This is a messenger RNA of Anopheles bellator, 1565 nucleotides long. RefSeq lists its product as uncharacterized. Bases 540 to 1442 code for a protein of 300 amino acids. The record is from RefSeq and is a predicted model, not a curated record. The transcript has a single exon. NCBI's taxonomy places the organism in Eukaryota, Metazoa, Arthropoda, Insecta, Diptera, Culicidae.